CCGCCUCCACCGCCUCCCGCCCUCAGCACCGCCCACGCCCGGGGCUCCGUCGGCGCCGUGGCCGAAGGAGGCUGCGGAGCCGGAGUGGGCGGUACAGUACUAAUUUGCUGAUACUCAGUGAUAAGGUGGCUGCAGAGUGGGGGAGCGUUGGAGUCCCAGGAAAGCUUCUGUCCUUCCAGCCCUGGUUUUAGUUACAAGUGGAAGGCAAGUCUUUGAAACACAGGAUGGCUGCUCAGCAGCUACUCAAGCAAAAGAAAAAGCCCUCUAAGGAGGCAGUGCUGUUCCCUGAGAGCAUCACCACAGAGCAGCAGUCCCUGGUGCUGGUGAAAAGGCUCCUGGCCAUCUCUGUGUCCUGCAUAACCUACAUGAGGGGGCUGUUCCCAGAGAGCUCCUAUGGCACUCGCUAUCUGGAUGACCUCUGUCUAAAAAUUCUCCGAGAAGAUAAAAGCUGUCUGGGAUCAUUGCAGAUAGUCAAGUGGAUUCAAGGUUGUUUUGAUGCUUUGGAGAAGCAGUAUCUACACGUGGCUGUCCUUGCAAUUUACACCAAUCCCGAGACAGUCACUGAAAUGUAUCAAUUCAAAUUCAAGUAUAAAAACAAGGUGCCUCAGAUGGAUAUCAGCAGCAACCACAGGGAGUUUGUGACUGGGCUGUGCAGCAAGGAUGUCAAACAGGCCAGCAGGCUCCUGCUCAGGACCCUGUACCUGCUCAUGCAGGACCUGGGGCCAUUGCCCAAUGACAUCACCCUGAGCAUGAAACUCCUCUACUACAACCAUGUCACUCCCAAGGAUUACCAGCCCCCUGGCUUCAAGGAAGAUGACAGCCCUGGUGACCUCUUGUUUGCUGGGGAUCCCAUCAACCUGAAAGUGGGCUCAGUCUCCACUGAUUUCCACCUCAUGAAAGUCAGAGUGACAACUGAGAAGAAGAGGGUGAAGAAGGCUGACAGCAACCUGAUCCAGAAGAAUGGCCCUACUGAGAUCUCCCACCAAGGGCUGGACUGUGAGGAAGAUGAGGAGGAGGAGGAGUGCACAAAGAAUCACCCUUGCCCUGUCAGAGCAGAUUCAAAUGAGCAUGAAGGGGACAUAAGUGACACCCAUCCAGGUAGAAAAACAGAAGAAUCUUCUUUAUGCCUUGAAGAUAAAGGUAGCAAGAAGAGAGGAAUCAAGGAGACAGACAGGAUGCCUUGCUCAAGGGCGUGUCAGGAGAUAAACCUCCUGAACCUUGCCUUCAGCCAGGAAGAGGUAAUAGGACCUGAGAAGAAAAGGAAGGUCAGUGAACCAGAGAAGCUGCCUCUGAACAGCAGGAAAUUAUGUUCUUUCUGACACACAAUACAUUUGGAAGAUGUGAGUUUGCAUUGUCAUCUGACUGGUGCAGACCAAUGUUUAACUCUUCCUCAUCCCACGUGUAUUUCUGCCUGUUUAUUUGUCUCGUGAAAAGUCUGGAUUACCAAGAGACAGCAAGCACCAGAGCUGCCAUGGCAUUGCCAACCAGCUGCACUUGUUUGAUGUUCUUAAGCUGAGAAUUUAUCAUUCCACAUGAA
This is a messenger RNA of Serinus canaria (Common canary), 1537 nucleotides long. RefSeq names its product HORMA domain containing 2 (gene HORMAD2). The record is from RefSeq and is a predicted model, not a curated record. The coding region runs from base 225 to 1319 and encodes 364 amino acids. NCBI's taxonomy places the organism in Eukaryota, Metazoa, Chordata, Aves, Passeriformes, Fringillidae. The transcript is spliced from 14 exons.